Messenger RNA from Branchiostoma floridae (Florida lancelet), 1700 nucleotides. RefSeq names its product 2-amino-1-hydroxyethylphosphonate dioxygenase (glycine-forming)-like. The coding region runs from base 158 to 730 and encodes 190 amino acids. The record is from RefSeq and is a predicted model, not a curated record. The transcript is spliced from 4 exons. Lineage: Eukaryota; Metazoa; Chordata; Leptocardii; Amphioxiformes; Branchiostomatidae.
GUUAAAGGUCAUGCAGCUUGCAGCAGACGACACGUGGGGAGGGGGGCGCAUAGAGCUCUGGUUGAACUUUGGAUGUUUGGAUGCAGAUAUCGUGGUGGUGAUAAUGGGCAGCGGCUAACGAAGUAUUUGGAACAAACUGUCAAAGGCAAGCCUGAAAAUGUCCAAAUCUGAUGUAGACACGAAACUCGAAGCUGUGUUCUCCCUGUACCAGAAGCAUGGACAGUCUGACUAUAUCGGUGAGGCCGUGACCCAGACAGAACACAUGGUACAGUGUGCCAUGCUGGCGGAACAGGAGGGGUUCCCUACAGAGGUGAUCCUGGGUGCCCUCCUACACGACAUUGGCCAUUUGGUAGGCAUGGAGGGGAACCUGGAGAGGAUGGGUCAAUUGGGUGUCCAGCACCAUGAAAGAAUUGGUCAGACUUUCUUGAAGGAGCUGGGCUUUCCCGCAGCAGUUACAGACUUUGUUAGAGGCCAUGUUGAUGCAAAACGUUACCGUGUUUACAAGGAACCUGCAUACUACGACCAACUGUCCAGUGCCAGUAAGGGUACCCUGGUGCACCAGGGAGGACCCAUGACUAAACAGGAGGCAGUGGAGUUUGAGAAGUCUCCACAGUUCCAGGCCAUGUUACGUAUGAGGGGCUGGGACGAGGGUGCCAAGGACCCGUCUGUUCAAAUCAAACCCUUGCAGCAUUACCAAGAGUUGUGUAGGGAAUACCUGCUGAACCUGUAGACUAGUCAGUUUGUUUUAACCAAAAUAUUUUGGGAUGUCUUAGCAUGAUACUGAAACUCUAGGGUGACAUGUAUGAGUGCUUGACAAUGUGGUAUUGUAUCACCUGACUUCUGAUAGGUAAAGCCAUUGUCAGGUGUUUAUAGAUAGAAGGCAAAGUGAAAGUACGCUAAAUCAAUUUUUAUUGAGUAUUAACUGCUAUGACUGCCCGCAUAUGUCUUGUCCUUUCAAUGGUUUGCCAAGUCAUGCAUGUAGUAACAAAGAAAAAAAUCCUCAGGCAUUUGACAAAAAAAAAACUCAGGUUUAUUCUCUCAUGAGAACAUUCUGAACUUAAAAAAGAGAAUCUCUGUAAUUCUAACCUUUGUUUAGUGUAUACGUUCUUGAGAGGAAUACAUUCAAACAACUGUAUGUUACUGUCAUCAGAUUCAAUUGUUCAUUGCUUACCCUAUUAAUCGUGCUGUUGUCUGUAAGAGUAUACACUACAGAAUGUAGGUAAUGCUUUCAUAGUUACAACACCAAUACAGGGUUGAUACAAUGUACAUACAAUUGUGUGUAUUUUUUUUUCAUAAUAAAUUUCCAUACUUCUAUUACAUAUUAUGUAAUGUAGAACUGUUUAAUUCUUAGUAAUUAGUCAUUGGUCUCAUUAUGCAACCAGUGCUUUUAAUUGUAACACUUCACAGUGGAUUCUUACCCGUUUACUAUUUCAAGUUAUCUGUAAUGUAAUUUAUAUACUAGCUUGAAGCCUCAAGUCUCCUCUGUUCCAGCUUCUUCUUAUAGAAGUUGAAGCUCUCCUGCAAGAAAUCAUUCAAAAAAGAAAUAUAUAAGUUUGAUAUACAGUGUAUAUAAUUUGAAAUAUCCUGUAGCUUUCAACUUCAAUACAAUGCUGUAUUCCUAAUUCUACACUUAAUUUAGCAUGCGUCAAUAUGAAUUAAUUGUUACAUUACACUUUUGAAUAAAAUUGAUGUGAUUGUGA